AUGAAAGGAAGGACUUUGCGACAGCUUCAUUUCGACCUGGAGAUCCAAAACAACUACUUCGCAUUCCUUUCAAGGGAGUUCCGUUUCAUAGACAAGUUUGUGAUUGCUGCUAUCAUCUCGCUGAUAGUCAGUAUUGCCGAUGGACCUCUCAUCCAGAAAGCGACGGACACGAGAAUAGCGACCUUCUCAUAUGACGGACCUCUCGUCAAUGUAUCAGUGUCUAAUGCGACGUUCCCCGACGACUUCAGUGGCUUUGCUGGCAUUGACAUCGGGCCAGACCUCAUGACACCUCUGUUCAGCAAUCUUGCCGCGGGCACAGAUAAUAACAACCUCACAAUAUUCGACGUAACGCUGGACUUCGGUGGUCAGGAGGGCGCGGAUAGCCUCAGCAAGUUCAGCACAAUCAAUAUUACCGCCUUGUACAAGCGGGAAGCUGCAUGCAUUGGAAAUAUGAUCCAGAGGAAGUGCGUGCUUCGGCUAGCGACAGUGCGAUAUAACACAACGGUGCUGAAUGGUACGGCAACGAUUGACACUUGGAAGGAAGGACAGAACGACACGAUCGAGUUCCCAGUAUUGCCUCAACCAUACGCCUUACCGGGCUAUGGGAGCUUAUUCACCGGGAGUGUGGCGGCCGGGGGAUUCCAAACGAUGCUGGGUGGCUUCUAUCUCAUUGGCAAGUCGCUUUACGCAGGCAGCGUCAACUUGGGCAUUGCCACCAUGACAACGGUCCCGUAUAUCCUGACGGCAUCUGGCACCGCCAGUAGCAGCUAUUUGACGUCUAACAUAUCGACGUACGGCAACUGUCUCAUGACGUGGGACGAUCCGACCGGCGACUUCGUCAACACCAUGCGAGAGCUCAUGUUCCGAAGUGCCAUUGCACAGUCUGUUGCAAACGAGUCGGCCGUGGUGCCGCAGCAGCUGCUUUCUCACCAGACAAGACAGGCCAAUACUUACCAGAGCCACUAUGACUAUCUCGGUAUCACAAUCGCGGUCAUGGUCGUGCAGACUCUUGCGAUCUUCUUGUUGCUGUUCGGCUGGCAUAAGCUUGGCCGAGAAGUGUCGCUCGACCACUUCGAGGUCGCGCGGACUCUUGGUGCGCCACUGCUGCAGCAAGGCAGCUCGAACAACACCAUCGGCGACUGCCUAAAUGACCUCAAAGACGUGCGGUUGAGGUAUGGCGAGAUAGCAGUGGAAGGGACUGGUCCUGAUGUCGCACAUCAAGCACCUGAACAGAUGGGACAUGGCUACGAAGAGAAGACGACAAGAUCGACUACGUACCCGACAGCUCAGGCGGAUGUUGAGAUGGCGGAUCCUCUUCAGCCUAAUAGUUCUAGGCGAUUCGCUCAUAAGAGACUGGGGUUGCGUGAAGAAGGCCAGGUCGGCAGCAUUAGAGCAGGCACGUUCUAUUUAUAA
Phaeoacremonium minimum UCRPA7 is the source of this 1413-nucleotide messenger RNA. RefSeq lists its product as hypothetical. The coding region runs from base 1 to 1413 and encodes 470 amino acids. NCBI's taxonomy places the organism in Eukaryota, Fungi, Ascomycota, Sordariomycetes, Togniniales, Togniniaceae. The record is from RefSeq and is a predicted model, not a curated record. The transcript is spliced from 2 exons.